This is a messenger RNA of Funneliformis geosporum, 2952 nucleotides long. NCBI's taxonomy places the organism in Eukaryota, Fungi, Glomeromycota, Glomeromycetes, Glomerales, Glomeraceae. The record is from the annotation of a GenBank genome assembly.
AUGAGCUCACGUAAUAUGAUGGACGACUCAGCAUCCAAGAGUAAGGCGGAUUUGCAUCAACCAAAAGCGAACAAUAAACCACAAGGACAGCAAGUGGCUGCCCUUUUAAGAGAAAAAGUUGAUUAUGAUUAUGAUAUGUUUGGAGGACAAAGGCAAGAAGUUAGUCGUUCAAAUAGUGCUCCACCAACUCAAGCGGUAGAUCAGUUUGGUCGUUUUGAUCCAGAACUAGAUCCUUCACUAUCUGAUCCACGUUUAGACCCUGAUUAUCCAGCAUAUUAUUAUGCAAAUUCACGAAUGGAGCCCAGACUACCGCCUCCCCAAUAUAUUCCGGGGCAAUCGUGGCAAUUAUGGGCUGGUGGUGGUGGUUUAGGCGGUCUGAACACUAAACCCAAUAGUGGUUCUUCUAAUCAACCUCCAAAAUCCAAAAUUUUGGAAAAAUUUAGGGGUUUGGAUGCAGAUGAUGAUUUUCUACGUGAACAUCCUUUGGAUCAAAGCUUAGAACCAGAGCAUCAUCAUUCAACUUUUGGAGUACAGCAAGAUUUUUCAAAUGAAACUAGUAUGCAAUAUGAACAAUUCGGUGCCCACAGUAGCAGCAGUGCUGCGUCGCUCUGGCGGAACGAAUUGGUAUCUCCACCACCUCAAGGAAUAGGAGGAGUUAAUAAUGAUCCACAUUCAUCGAAUAAACGGAAAAAUUUAGUAGAUAUGAUUCAAGAGGACUUCCCACGAACACCUUCUCCUAUGUACGCUUUAAGACAAGCCCAAGCACGAGAACGUCAAGCUGCACUUGCUGAAGCUAAUGUUACUUCAUCAAAUGUAACAGGUGAUAUGGGAAAUGAUGCAUUUGAUGUUCAUGACCUUAGAGCUGCCCUUGAAUUUGAUGAUCCACUUGGUCACUCGAAUCAUUAUUCAAAUGCUUUGCGUGUAUCACAAAGUGAUGAUGAUCAUAUGAAUUCUGUUGUGAAUGCCGCGUUAGAUGAAGAUUAUGUGCAUCGAAUGGGAGCUUAUUCAAGAGGAACUUCGCCACCAUCUCUUCGCGCGAAAUUGUCUCCGCCGCCUCGUGCUGCGUCUACGCCACCUACGCAAAAUCAUUUCCGUAAUCACAGCCUUAAUUUUCCACAAGAAUUCCAUGGUGAUUUAUCUCAUAAUGAACUUUUCUAUAAUCUAAAGAAUUUGGAGGGAACUGAUGAAUACACCGACAAUCUUCAACAAGCUCACCUUCUCCAUCCUUAUGGCUCCGUAUGGGAUGCACGCGACGAGGCCGUAAUCAGUCGAAACCUUCUUUCAGCUGAUUUAGCAUAUGGACGUAAUAAUUCUUUGAGUGGUUUAAGUUCAGGGCGAGGAUCUAUUGAUUAUCAAAAGGCAUUCCAACAACAGUCAUUAAGUUCAAUUGGUGGUAGUCGAAACGAACAAUUAUUAUCAUCCGAAUAUGGUACUGCAAAAACUGGUCCAUAUUACAACUCAUCUAACCUUAGCAGUGCUGGUGGUUUAAGUUUAACUGGUAAUUCUCUUGCUCAAACUCGUGCAAGCCUUGCCGAGAAAAAUUUACGGAUACAAUCUCAACAGUUAUUACUUCAACAGCAACAACUUAAGCAACAACAAAUGAUAAUUGCCAGAGAACAAUUAUUAAGACAUCAUCAUUCUGCUGAGUAUUUGAAUGGUAUCGGAGGGUAUGGUGGUAUUUCUAGUGGACGUCGUAGUCACGAUUUAAGUUCUAGCAUGUCAGAUCCUGGUCAUGGUAUGAGAAGUGCUUUAUUAGAGGAAUUUAGAAACAACAAGAAUAAGAAGUAUGAACUUAGGGAUAUUGUUGGUAAUAUUGUUGAGUUCAGUGGAGAUCAACAUGGAUCACGAUUUAUUCAACAAAAGUUAGAAACUGCAAAUAGCGAGGAAAAGCAGUUAGUCUUCGACGAAAUUCUUCCUAAUGCUUUGCAAUUGAUGACUGAUGUUUUUGGCAAUUAUGUUAUUCAAAAAUUCUUUGAACACGGAAAUCAAGUGCAAAAGACAAUAUUGGCUAAACAAAUGGAGGGACAUGUUUUGUCUUUAGCUUUACAAAUGUAUGGAUGUCGUGUUGUUCAAAAGCACGUUCUUACCGAACAACAAGCUACGUUGGUCAAGGAACUUGAUGGGAAUGUCCUUAAAUGUGUCAAGGAUCAAAAUGGAAAUCACGUCAUUCAAAAAGCUAUCGAACGUGUCCCAGCUGAGCAUAUUCAGUUCAUCAUUAAUGCUUUCCAUGGUCAAGUCUAUAGCCUUGCUACGCAUCCUUACGGCUGCCGUGUAAUUCAGCGAAUGUUUGAACAUUGUACUGACGAACAAACGAAACCACUUUUAGAAGAACUUCAUCGGUAUACUCAGAAUUUAGUCCAAGAUCAAUACGGAAAUUAUGUUAUUCAACAUGUUUUGGAACGUGGAAAGGCGGCCGAUAAAUCAAUGGUCGUAGCUAAAGUGCGGGGCAAUGUCUUGCAAAUGUCGAAACAUAAAUUUGCAAGUAAUGUAGUAGAAAAAUGUGUCGCUUACGGUAGUAAACGAGAUCGGCAAUUAUUGAUCGAAGAGGUCAUUAUGACUAAACCUGACGGGACUUCACCGUUGAUUUCAAUGAUGAAAGAUCAAUAUGCUAAUUAUGUUGUUCAAAAAAUGCUUGAUGUUGUUGAUGGUGACCAACGAGAUUUAUUAGUCGCCAAAAUCAAGCCACAUUUACAGUCAUUGAAAAAAUAUACAUAUGGAAAGCAUCUCAUUUCGAAGUUUGAAAAGCUUAUGAUCCUCACAGAAAAUCAGAAAAAUCAAAACGGCGGCGGUCUCUCCAUUGACGGAAUGUCAAGUACCGGUCUUGUAUCACCUUCUAUUUCAACUACACCUCUUGGUACUGGUAAUAAUACACCAGUCAUGUCAUCACCGGCUAUUGGACCUGAUACAAAUAUACAUCCUAGCACCAGUCCUCACAUGUCCGAACAAAUCUAA